Molecule: messenger RNA, 1067 nt
Organism: Ceratotherium simum simum (southern white rhinoceros)
Lineage: Eukaryota; Metazoa; Chordata; Mammalia; Perissodactyla; Rhinocerotidae
Source: RefSeq, a predicted model, not a curated record
ACGCGCGGGCUCUAGCUGAGGCCGAUUCCGCGCCCGCCAUGGCCGACAAAAUGGACAUGUCUCUGGACGACAUCAUUAAGCUGAACCGAAGCCAGCGAGGCGGCCGCGGCGGGGGCCGGGGCCGUGGCCGGGCCGGGUCUUGCCGUGGCCGUGAGCGCGCGAGAGAGCCCUGGAGUGAGACUCAAUGGGUCUGUUUCUGUUCUGGUGUUUUUCUUUUCCUUCAGCCGAAACAACUUCCUGACAAAUGGCAACACGACCUUUUCGACAGCGGAUUUGGGGGUGGUGCCGGCGUGGAGACGGGUGGGAAACUGCUGGUGUCAAAUCUGGAUUUUGGAGUAUCCGACGCUGAUAUUCAGGAACUCUUUGCUGAAUUUGGAACUCUGAAGAAGGCGGCCGUGCACUAUGAUCGCUCUGGCCGCAGUUUAGGAACAGCUGAUGUGCACUUUGAACGGAAGGCAGAUGCCCUGAAAGCUAUGAAACAGUACAACGGUGUCCCUUUGGAUGGCCGCCCCAUGAACAUUCAGCUUGUCACGUCACAGAUUGACACACAGCGGAGGCCUGCACAGAGUGUAAACAGAGGUGGAAUGACUAGAAACCGUGGUUCUGGAGGUUUCGGUGGUGGUGGCUCCCGGAGAGGCACCCGUGGAGGCAGCCGGGGCAGGGGCAGAGGCACUGGCAGGAGUUCAAAGCAGCAGCUUUCUGCAGAGGAGUUGGACGCCCAGCUGGAUGCUUAUAAUGCAAGAAUGGACACCAGUUAAACAGACCAGCAAAUCCGUGCAUGGGACAGGACCCAGACAUCUCGUGUGCACUCCCUGACGGGAGGAGGGUGGCAGACUGGGGCUGUGCGGCCAAUGAUGGAUUUGUUUCUUUUAUGUUUUAAAAUAGGAUUUAAAACUCUUGUAAAGGUUUUUUUUGUUUUUUGGUUUUGUUUUGUUUUUUUUUUAAUUCUGAAACAGACCUGUUUUGUACCAAGUUAUUUUUGGGAUAAAUUUUACUGAUUGCUGUUGUGGAGAAGGUGGUGUUUUCACCUUUGCCAUAAUAAAAUAGAAAUGCGUGUAGAACUGGAA